AUGAGCGAGCUUAAGGGGCGGCUGGGCAAAUACAAUGUCGCCCAUAAGCUAGAAAAGAGAGCCCUUCUCAACACAGUUUGCCUUGUGGCUGGUAUCUCCAUCUUCUUCUUUGGCUAUGAUCAAGGCUUGAUGGGCGGCGUCAACACCUCACGAGACUACGUCGAGCUUAUGGGAUUUGGCCACUGGGAUGAAGAAGCAGGGAUUGUCCACAUUGACGACACCUUGCUCCAGGGAGGCAUCAACGCAUGCUACUACCUCCCCGGAACUCUGUUUGGAUGCCUCUUAGGUGGUUGGGCUGGAGAUAAAUAUGGACGGACAACUGCCAUAGGAUGGGCUUGCCUGUGGUCUAUUGCGACUGCUGCCUUUCAGUCCGCUGCCCAGAGCUCAGACUGGAUGAUUGUUGCCCGUGUCUUGAAUGGUAUCGGAACCGGUAUCCUAAAUGCUGUUACACCCGUCUGGGCCACUGAGACGGCUGCACAUACUUCGCGUGGCCAAUUUGUGGCUAUAGAGUUUACAUUGAACAUUUUCGGUGUCGUAGUGGCCUACUGGCUGCAGUUCUUUGUGCUGACCCCCAGAAGCGGCACCUCUAAGAUGCCCAACCAAUACUCCUCCUUCAUUUGGCGCUUUCCAAUUGCCUUUCAGAUAGUCCCCCUCAUUGUCCUAUUUGCCGCCGUCUGGUUCAUGCCUGAGUCUCCACGAUGGCUUGUCCGCAUGGGGCGUGAGGAUGAAGCGCGUUACAUCUUGAGACGCCUUCGCGGAUCUGAGGGCGAGGAGCGUGAGGCAGCGGAUGCCGAGCUACAGGACAUCAUCAAUGUCCGAAAUAUGGAGGAUAAUACGGCAAAGCAGCAGAGUUACUUUGCCAUGUUCUUUGGCAUCGGCUCUGGCAAAUUGCACACAGCGCGCCGCGUCCAGCUCGUCAUUUGGCUUCAAAUUCUACAGGAAUGGGUCGGCAUCGCAGGUAUUACCAUCUAUGGGCCCACGAUAUUUACAAUUGCCGGCAUUGGAGCUGCAGAUCGCCUCUGGGUCAGUGGAUUGAACAACAUUACAUAUAUGUUUGCUACCCUCAUCUGCGUCUUCACUCUUGAUCGCAUUGGUCGCCGCUGGACGCUUUGGUGGGGAGCUGGCGCACAAGCUGUGUGCAUGUUCCUAGCUGGCGGUCUGGCCCGAGCGACUCUCAACGCCGACCCAGGUAACAAGGCCGGAGUCGGUGGUGCAUCUACAUUUUUUGUGUUCUUGUACACUGCCGUUUUCGGUGCAACCUGGCUAACCGUCCCGUGGCUGUACCCUGCCGAGAUCUUCCCCCUCCAAGUCCGCGCCAAGGGAAAUGCAUGGGGUGUGGUUGGUUGGUCAAUCGGAAACGGUUGGUGCGUACUACUCCUACCUACCAUUUUUGAACGCCUGAAUGAAAAGACGCUAUACAUUUUUGGCGGCAUAAACGUCUUCUGUAUCAUUGUCGUUUGGGCAUUCUACCCCGAGUCUAAUCAACGCACACUCGAGGAAAUGGAUCUCGUCUUUGCCUGCGACAGCCCCUGGACAUGGGAUGCCGAGGAGAAUUUUGCCAGGAUACAGAGAGAGAACCCGAGCCUCGUCCAGGCCUCCAAGAUGGGAAGGGCUGUGAUUGAUCCUGAAACUGGCCUUAUAACCUCGCGACGUGCCAGUCGGAUAAGCAAUACUAGCAAAACCGAAACAAAGGAAAUCCCAUAA
Molecule: messenger RNA, 1704 nt
Organism: Geosmithia morbida
Lineage: Eukaryota; Fungi; Ascomycota; Sordariomycetes; Hypocreales; Bionectriaceae
Product: Sugar (and other) transporter
Exons: 6
Coding region: 1-1704 (567 amino acids)
Biological process (GO): transmembrane transport; carbohydrate transport
Cellular component (GO): membrane
Molecular function (GO): carbohydrate:proton symporter activity
Source: RefSeq, a predicted model, not a curated record